UGGGAGGGGCGGGGAUGGGGGACCCCCGUGCUGUGCUGCUGCUGAGCGGCAAAAGGAAAUCGGGGAAAGAUUUCGUGGCGGCGGAGAUCCAGAAGCGGUUGGGUUCCGACGUGUGCACCGUGCUGCGCCUGUCCGGACCGCUGAAGGAGCGAUACGCGCAGGAGCACGGCCUUGAUUUCCAACGGCUCCUGGAUGCCAGUGCCUACAAGGAGCAGUACAGGCAGGACAUGAUCCGCUGGGGCGAGGAGAAGCGCCGCGCCGACCCCGGAUUCUUCUGCCGCACCGCGGUGCAGGGCGCAGCACAGCCGGUGUGGGUGGUGAGUGACACGCGGCGCCUCUCGGAUGUGGAGUGGUUCCGGGAUGCCUACGGGGACGCGGUGCUGACCGUGCGUGUGACGGCCACCGAGGAGACGAGGAGGAGGAGGAGUUGGGUCUUUGUGGCGGGGGUGGACGACGCUGAGUCUGAGUGCGGCCUGGACCAGGGGGUGACCUUCGAUUGGGUGAUCACCAACGAUGGGGACGGGGCAGCCCUGGGUGCACAGCUGGAGGCGCUGCUGCAGGACGUCCGCAGCCGCCUGUAGCCACGGGAUGGGGAUGGAAAUGGUGUAGGGACCUCAUCCGUCCCGGGGGCUUCACCCUUUAUGGGGUCUCAUGGUGCUGGGGAAGGUGGAGACCCCUCCCCAAGAACUUCCAUCUGCAGAGGCUGUGCCUUCCUGCAGGAGUGGGGCUUGCUGCUGCUCAGGGACCUUCAACCACAGCAUGGGGACAGUGCCCCGUGUCCCCCCCUCCCCCCCCGGGGUGCCUCCAAAUAAAGCGCUGACGCUGAAUAACGCGUGGGGUCCGCA
Messenger RNA from Phasianus colchicus (ring-necked pheasant), 845 nucleotides. RefSeq names its product phosphomevalonate kinase (gene PMVK). Lineage: Eukaryota; Metazoa; Chordata; Aves; Galliformes; Phasianidae. The record is from RefSeq and is a predicted model, not a curated record. Gene Ontology annotation, molecular function: phosphomevalonate kinase activity. Gene Ontology annotation, biological process: cholesterol biosynthetic process; isopentenyl diphosphate biosynthetic process, mevalonate pathway. Gene Ontology annotation, cellular component: cytoplasm.